Messenger RNA from Raphanus sativus (radish), 577 nucleotides. RefSeq names its product light-harvesting complex-like protein OHP1, chloroplastic. The record is from RefSeq and is a predicted model, not a curated record. The transcript is spliced from 3 exons. The coding region runs from base 100 to 435 and encodes 111 amino acids. Lineage: Eukaryota; Viridiplantae; Streptophyta; Magnoliopsida; Brassicales; Brassicaceae.
GAUGGAAGAAACAGAUCAGUAUAUCCACAAGCGCAGUUCUGCUUCCAAAGAUAAAAAGAUUGUUCCAGAGAUAAACGAAGAUUUGGUGCCGAGAAAAAGAUGAGCUCGUUGCCGUUAUCGUCAUCUCUCUUUCCAUCUUCACUUUCGACCUUGUCAUCUUGUGGCCACGGUCGGAGCCGGAACUUCUGUGUCCGUCGGAAGCAACAGUGUCUACGUGUUCAAGCUGCCAAGCUUCCUGAGGGGGUAAUAGUGCCCAAAGUACAACCCAAGUCACAACCAGCGUUUCUGGGAUUCACACAAACAGCUGAGAUAUGGAACUCUAGAGCUUGCAUGAUUGGUCUCAUUGGCACUUUCAUCGUCGAACUCAUUCUGAACAAGGGAAUACUUGAGUUGAUCGGCGUAGAGAUUGGGAAAGGCCUUGAUCUUCCUCUGUAAUAUGUGUUCUUCCCCAAACAACAUCACCUCUCUUUAUGAAAUGUAAAAAACUCUUGAGCAUUACUCACACAUCAUAAUGUAAAACUUGUUUAUUUAUAUAUUCUUCACAACCACUUUAGAGGACACGAGUGGUUCUUGCAUC